Pogona vitticeps (central bearded dragon) is the source of this 2260-nucleotide messenger RNA. The record is from RefSeq and is a predicted model, not a curated record. NCBI's taxonomy places the organism in Eukaryota, Metazoa, Chordata, Lepidosauria, Squamata, Agamidae.
CAGAAUACCUCUAUUCGGAAGUAAUAGUGCCGAGACAGCUGGAAUCAAGGAGGAUACCUGGAAGCAAAAUUGACAUCUCUUAUAUGAUUAAAGUGGAAGAGGAUUACAAAGUUCUUCACCUUGAACAGAGAUCCUUUGUUAUUUCAAAUUUGCCUGUCUACACUUAUAAUAUGAAAGGAGAUGUGAUUGCAGAUUAUCCAUAUGUUCAGGAUGACUGCUACUACAGCGGCUACGUGGAAGGCACCCCGGACUCUUCUGUCGUCCUCUCUACCUGUGCUGGGCUUUGGGGACAUGUGCAAAUUGGGACUUUAAGGUAUGAAAUUGAACCUAUUGAGAAUUCCCCCAAAUUUCAACACCUUAUUUAUCGAAAGACCCCAGAGCAGCGUGAACCGUGUAGAAGCGUGGUCGAAGAGAGAGCAACGUGGACAGAUGAAGGCGGAGAACUGCAAAUGGUGGCUCUUGAUGACCUCAUGCCUCCCAUCAGGGGCGCAGAUGAUCUUGAGCACAACACAGUGACCAGUUACCUAGAAUAUUACGUCGUUGUAGACAAAGGCAUGAUCUACCUGCCCUUAGACCUCCACGUCUAUCUGGUAGGCCUGGAGCUGUGGACCGAGCGAGACCACAUCACUGUCAGCACGAAGAGCCUGGGCGUAACUUUGCAAGCCUUUUACAAAUACGUCCGUGACGAUCUUCGGCACCGUGCCCAUUUUGAUCACGCUGGCAUCCUGACAGAAUGUGCAAGACUAAGUAACUGUAGCGCGAAGGUGUAUUAUGACAUGAUACGGCAGCCAGGAAAAGAAUGUUUGCUCAAUGUUCCCGCGAAAAUAUUUCAGAGGAAGGUGUGCGGAAAUGGAAUCGUGGAAGGGGAUGAAGAGUGCGACUGUGACACACCAAAGAUGCCGAAGCGCCAACACUCAGCAGCUUUGUCUGUCUUUUGUCAGGGAAGAGAAGGGGAAGGAAUCCUGAAUUUAUUCCUCCUGCCGGAUACACGGCACUCAAGAACAGGUCAGCCUUUUAAGGAGCAAGAUAAACGUGAGUUCAGCAGUUUGCUAAGAAAUGAUAAACCCCCAACGCUCAAAGGACCCGGUGAAUGCAGAAGGAACGGCUGUUGUCAAGAGAACUGUAAAUCCAAACCAGGCAUUGACUGUCUUCACGGCCCCUGCUGUGAGAAAUGCAAGUUUUUGGAAGAGGGAAAGGUGUGCCGACAGGCUGCGACGGAGUGUGACCUCCCAGAGUACUGCAAUGGGACGUCGGCCGAGUGUCCACCUGACCUCUAUAAGCAAGACGGGAUGCCCUGUGGCGAAGACAGCAGCUGCUUCCUGGGAAACUGCCUUGACCUCCAGCGACAUUGCAUCGCCCUUUUUGGACAAGAUGCGCAGCCUGCGCCACUGAGUUGUUUCAAGGAGCGAAACAUGCGAGGUGACCCCUUUGGCAAUUGUGGCCGGAAUGGAGAGAAGUACAGGAAAUGCCAUGAACGAGACAUCCUUUGUGGGAGGCUCCAGUGCACUCAUAUUAAAAAAAUUCCCCACAUUUCAACCGGGCAAGGAAUACUUCAGACCCCGGUGGAGGAGACAUUGUGUUGGGGCACCAAGUUUCACCCCAGGCAGGAAGGUAACGAUCCUGGCGCUGUGAAAGAUGGAACGGCCUGUGGCGUCGACAAGAUCUGCAUCAACCGAUCCUGCGUUGACCUGGCCGUUCUGAAGCACGAGUGCAAUUUCUCUCAGUGUCACCACCGAGGGGUGUGCAACAGCAACGGAAACUGCCACUGCUCCUACGGAUGGGCCCCUCCCUUCUGCACCGGCAGGGGAUACGGGGGGAGCAUUGACAGCGGGCCCCCGGCGGCAGAGAGGAUGGCCACAAGUCGCAUCGUCGGGCUCGUCAUUCUCACCGGGCUGGCUCUCUUUGGGCUGGGCUUCGUCGCCUCCCUGAAGAGACAGCAGUUGGAGACGUGGUACGCGGAUGCGAUCCUGAAAAGACUGGCACCAGAAUCAGAACACCACCAGGAGUCACGGUCGGCAGACGGCGUUUCCCUGAAAAGCCAAACGGCAAAGCUGGACUUGACGGCGCCCGAGUGAAGGACCCCCGCGACGCAGGAGAACUCGUUUUGGAUGCCGGAACGAUCACAGAAACCGCUCCCGAGAGUUAAGGGGUGCCUCUUCACGCGGGCCCUCCGUGUGUGGCUUUCUCUGCUUCUUCGAAGCAUUCCUGUUCCUUAGGGUCUCCGGGCUUCAAAUAAAAGGUUCUUCCUCCUUUGAACACA